GAAGGGUUUAGUAACAUCAGCCGGCAUAUCGCUACGAAUAUGAGACGCUAUAGCUUCGUCCCUUACUUUUACCCGGCGUACUUUUUCAUGCUACUGAUAAUGUGCGUUUUCACUCCAGUAAAAAGUGAAAUAAUUACCUUAGAGAGUGGCAAUAUAGAUGACAUUUUAAGAAAUGCUGAUGUUGCUUUAGUGAAUUUCUAUGCUGACUGGUGCCGAUUCAGUCAAAUGCUGCACCCUAUAUUUGAAGAAGCAUCUAAUAUAAUACAAGAAGAAUAUCCUGAUAAAAAUAAAGUUGUUUUUGCAAGAGUGGACUGUGAUCAACACUCUGAAAUAGCACAAAGAUACAGGAUCAGUAAAUAUCCUACACUAAAGCUUUUCAGAAAUGGAAUGAUGAUGAAAAGAGAAUACAGGGGGCAGCGGUCAGUUACUGCAAUUGCAGACUACAUUAGACAGCAAAAGAGUAACCCUAUACGUGAAGUUGGUGACCUGGAAGAAUUAAAAACUGUUGAUCGCAGUAAAAGAAAUAUAAUUGGCUUUUUUGAAAGCAAAGAAACAGACAACUUCAGGACCUUUGAAAAAGUAUCAAAUAUUUUGCAUGAUGAUUGUGUCUUCCUUGCUGCAUUUGGUGAUGUAGCAAAGCCAGAGAGGUUUAGUGGUGACAAUGUAAUCUACAGACCUAUUGGGGAGAAUGCUCCAGACAUGGUUUAUUUGGGAUCAUUAACCAACUUUGACCUGACGUUUGCAUGGACACAAGAUAAAUGUGUCCCCCUUGUUAGAGAAAUAACAUUUGAAAAUGGAGAGGAGCUGACAGAAGAAGGUCUUCCGUUUCUAAUACUUUUCCAUGUAAAAGAUGAUACUGCAAGCCUAGAAAAAUUCCAACAAGAGGUUGCCCGACAAUUGAUAAGUGAAAAGGGAACAAUAAAUUUUCUACAUGCAGACUGUGAGAAAUUUAGGCACCCUCUUCUGCACAUACAGAAGACACCUGCUGAUUGUCCUGUAAUAGCCAUUGAUAGCUUUAGACAUAUGUAUGUCUUUCCAGAUUUUAAAGAUUUGUCAAUUUCUGGUAAACUAAAACAAUUUAUACUAGACCUACACUCUGGGAAACUGCAUAGGGAAUUUCACCAUGGACCAGACCCUACAGAUGUUUCCCCCGAUCAGCCAACUGAAGAUAUAAUAAGUAAUCCUCCAGAUAGCUCCUUCCAGAAACUGGCUCCAAGUGAACAUAGGUACACUAUCCUGAAUAGAGAUCGCGAUGAACUUUAAGUAAUUUGAACUGCCUUGGUAGCCUUAAAACACAAAAAAAGAUCAACUUCUGUAUGGUGAAGAAAAACUGUUAACCUAUAUUUUCAUAUUUGUAUUUUUUAUUUGGGAAAAAAACAAAACAAAGUAAUAAAUUGUUUAUUUUAUUUGAUCUCCAAGACUGUAGAUAUGUUUGUGUUUUGUGGAUUUCCUGUGUAGAAAAUUUUAAAUUCUUACAAAACCGUUCUUUUGUGCAAGGCUUCCCUGUUUUUUUUAAAUCAUACAACAUUUAAACAAGGAUACAGUACUGUUGACUUGCACUUCCACAUUAAAAUUGACAUUUUUGAUCUUUUC
Xenopus laevis (African clawed frog) is the source of this 1593-nucleotide messenger RNA. RefSeq names its product endoplasmic reticulum protein 44 L homeolog (gene erp44.L). Gene Ontology annotation, cellular component: endoplasmic reticulum membrane; endoplasmic reticulum-Golgi intermediate compartment. NCBI's taxonomy places the organism in Eukaryota, Metazoa, Chordata, Amphibia, Anura, Pipidae. Gene Ontology annotation, molecular function: protein disulfide isomerase activity. The record is from RefSeq and is marked provisional. Gene Ontology annotation, biological process: cell redox homeostasis; protein folding.